This is a messenger RNA of Caenorhabditis elegans, 1174 nucleotides long. RefSeq names its product F-box domain-containing protein (gene fbxa-206). NCBI's taxonomy places the organism in Eukaryota, Metazoa, Nematoda, Chromadorea, Rhabditida, Rhabditidae. The record is from RefSeq and is marked reviewed.
AACUAUGAGCCAGUUAUCGCCGAAAAAUAAGAACGAUCUGCGACAAUGCGUUCUUUACGAGUUUAUCGACGGAAAACCAGUUUUUGAAGCGUAUAAAAGCUUCUGCGAUGUGAUAGGAGAUUCGUGUAUGGAUUACGUUGACUUUGAAUUUUGGUUCAUGAGAUUUGCCAAUGGAAAUUUGAAUUUGGAUUUCAACUUUGACAAAAGUUCUUCCCUGUCGAUUUUCAAUAUCCCUAUCGAAAUUUUAGUGAAAAUUAUGAAUGAAUUGGAUUGGGUUUCAAGAUUAUCGAUGAGACAAGUCUCCCGUGCCUUCAGAUCCAUUGUCGACGAGGAAAGCAAGAUGCCGAAGAGUUUGUCGUUUGGAUUCUACGAUGAUACUGUAUUUCUUCAAUAUGACGAUUCUUGCGUCAAGUAUAAAGAUCUGGAAGAGGAAGGCCACGACGAUAAAAUCGAUAUCGCACUUUUCGAUUUCGGCGUCACUUUGAUAAAUCCUAGAUUGAAGCUGGAUUACUUUGAAGUAUUGAUUGAUGCGAAGCACGGAUUAGAUAUAGACUCGGAUAAAUGCUUCAAAAGCUUGGAGGCCUUGCUGAAGGCCCGAAAUUUGCCGCUUCCAGUGAAAAAUGUGAAUAUAGAGACGAAUAGUGGGUACGAGAUGAACCAUGCGAAGAAUAUUAUUCCUUAUCUGAAAAGUGGUGUUCUCGAGAAAAUCGUGACGAAUUGUGACUCUUCAUCCUUUGAAAAUAUCGAAAUAAUGAAGGAAAUCGUCGAGUUGGAUCAGUGGAAACAGGCGAAACAUCUGGAAAUUGAUAGUCUCGUUAAAAUUCCCAUUGAGAAUUUUCUGCAUUUCGAGCAUUUUGAGCUGUUCUUCGAGCACUUGUGCUUUCAGGACGUCAAGGAGAGGCUCCUAGAAUCCUCGAACUUCCGCCACUGCACGCUGCAAGUCAUGAAUUCCUUCGAUCUUGAAGAACUGGCGGCAAAUUUUGGAAUUCAGUACAUGGGAGAUGAUGAAGGGAUACGGCAGACAACUUUCUACGAAAUUUCGACAAAUUCUCUUGAAAUGACAAUGUUUUUGGAUUUUGUUACUUUUGACCGGAAAUUUUGAAUUUAUUGUUUUUUUUUUACCGAACCUUAAUUUUGACUAUUUUAUGAUUCUCAAUGAAAAUUACAGAUUUCG